Messenger RNA from Tauraco erythrolophus (red-crested turaco), 219 nucleotides. It is a transcript of the gene FAM240A, whose product is annotated as family with sequence similarity 240 member A. Lineage: Eukaryota; Metazoa; Chordata; Aves; Musophagiformes; Musophagidae. The record is from RefSeq and is a predicted model, not a curated record.
AUGAAUAGCCAGUACAUACGCCAUGAAGUGAGAGGAUGCGAAACUAGUGACCUGAGGAACUUCUGGGAAAAGACUAUUGAACAACAAACUCGGUAUCUGCAAAUUGAAAAAGAACGUCAGCGAAGAAGUGCUCUGACAAAGCUCAGAAAUGAAUGGAUGGAAAGGCUGGAAAAACGGAUAAAGAUGUUGAGAACCCAACCUGAAGACCCAUCUAGCUGA